Dicrocoelium dendriticum is the source of this 1487-nucleotide messenger RNA. The record is from the annotation of a GenBank genome assembly. Lineage: Eukaryota; Metazoa; Platyhelminthes; Trematoda; Plagiorchiida; Dicrocoeliidae.
GAUACCUUCAUCUGGACUCCUGAUUCAUCAUUUUACCUGUCCUCGGCAUUCUGUUUUCUCCCAAUGACUAGCCUUCAUAGAUGAUGAAUUAUCAACAGCCUUUUGAAACUACUGUCGGCUCAAACGCGAACUCACUUUUCGCUCCGUCCUCCACUGGUGGUGGAUACACAUCCGAUCGGGUCUCUACAGCACACACGUCAGAAACAAAACUUCCCACAAGCGAUUCCGAGGCACAGUGGUCCAGGCCACCGGUUAACCCUAGUGCAGUUUCCCCGGAAUAUUCCCACGGCUACGGUCUGUACCAUGAUGGCGAGAAAAAUCUUCAGUCUACUCCGAAUCCUUUGCUAAAUGUGCAUCGAACGGUCGCACAGCACGUUGCACCUAACCCACCUCUUUCAUUGGCGUCUACUCCUCAUGUUACCCACCGGCUUCCCGUUUCACACGAUCCCAUUUCAGUGUCCACAGAUCCACAACUGACUCCAGUAUCUGGGUUCUCGGUGGUUUCGGUCGAUAAAAUUACGCUCGAUAAACCGGACACAGCACCUCAAAGCAUUUAUUCAGGCGCCGUUCGCCCUCGAACUUCUCCCAGAACUGCAACAAACGUUUCACAGGCAAAAAUGCCGGUUCGAUCUACUGGUCUGGAGCAAUCAAAGACCCAGCCAAAGAAAUCUUCCAGACUACACCAUACAACAUCAACCACCCCACACAAUCAAUCACUUACCACAGAAAACUUACUUGCGGAACCGCCUGGUAGUGGUCUUGAUUACAUGUCGUAUUACUAUCAGUACUAUUAUGGAGCCAACGCCGUCCCAUUUUGGCCACCUCACGCUUAUCCUGUCGGCGACCCGACUGGUAGGACAACUCCGAAGCUCUUUCCGACCCCACAUAUCAAGGCAUUACUCUCCUCUCCUGGCCUCCUAGUUCAAGUGCUUCCAAACCGGCCUAUGGAUGGAGAACUGGCCCGGGUUGAACUGGUGGACUUGUCUGAUCUAGCCGCUCAGGCGGUUGCGGAGGCAACUAAGCGCCUUUCCGAUACUGGCAACGCUAGCACGAACCUUACGCGUUUGACGGAGCUGAGUUUGUGUCGAGAUGCCGAAAACCUUCAUGAUGGGUUCAGUAGCGGUGCCUCAGGCGUGGAUUCUCCUGGCAGACUGUCAAGUGUCCAGGUGGUUGGGGGUGGUGAUGACGAGGCUGAAGAGGCCAGGGCAUGUACUGCAAUCGCAAUGGCUUGGGAUCGGACUGAUCAUUUGUUGUACCCCGGACCACUCAGUCGGUCCGAAACAUUGAAGGCCGACGUUCUUGCAUUUUUGCGAGAAAAGCUUGCCGAAAUACAAGACCGUCUCCCAAUCGAUUGGGAAUCCGCCGGAUUGUUGAUUGCCUAUUUGGAAUCAAUGGUAAAGAACAAUGGAGUAAGUACUCUUUCUUCGCGCAUCGUAAUUGUCAAACCUUUUUCGGUGACCCUGGAACUAGUCGGUGUAAAUGUUUGA